This is a messenger RNA of Aspergillus sclerotioniger CBS 115572, 600 nucleotides long. RefSeq lists its product as uncharacterized. NCBI's taxonomy places the organism in Eukaryota, Fungi, Ascomycota, Eurotiomycetes, Eurotiales, Aspergillaceae. Bases 1 to 600 code for a protein of 199 amino acids. The transcript has 3 exons. The record is from RefSeq and is a predicted model, not a curated record.
AUGCCAGGGCGCUUUAUGAUAUCAUGGUCGGUGGGCAGUGUUGGAAGUGCCUCUGCAAUUCGGUAUGUCCACAGCUUGACAGAAAUGCCAUUUCAAGAAGAAUGGUAUGAGAUCGCACUAAGUGCCGACUCAAUCGGCGAAACCUUACAAGUACGACGAGCCCAAUGGGCACAAAGAAACUGCCCCAAUCACUCACCAAAAAUACGCAAGGUUCAGUUCAUUGUCUAUCAAGUGCACUGCCUGGAAGUGACACAGCAAACUGCAAUGCCAAACAGCAACUUCAACUGCACUCCUACAAGAAAUCUUAUGCCGUUCUCCGUCCUCGCCUGCGUCCCCGAUCCAAAGCACCGAUGGGUUAGUCGCCGGGACCGGUUAUAUCUCGCCGCACUGCUAGCGGCCAUUUCUCCAGCUACACGUGAGCUGGCUCAAGGAACAAUGUGUAACACUGCCACUCGGGUGCUAAAGAAAGCCUACGAGAGCGAGACGGACUAUGGGGACGCUGUGAAAGAGUGUUUAAAUUGGACCCGAAAUAAAGGUGAGGCUUUCCAAGAUCCCCAGUUUGAGGAGUCAGUUUUCGAUGUUAUUCCGUCUCGUUUAUAA